Molecule: messenger RNA, 3101 nt
Organism: Apodemus sylvaticus (European woodmouse)
Lineage: Eukaryota; Metazoa; Chordata; Mammalia; Rodentia; Muridae
Gene: Rad51b
Product: RAD51 paralog B
Exons: 12
Coding region: 221-1342 (373 amino acids)
Biological process (GO): double-strand break repair via homologous recombination
Cellular component (GO): Rad51B-Rad51C-Rad51D-XRCC2 complex
Molecular function (GO): DNA binding; ATP binding; ATP-dependent DNA damage sensor activity
Source: RefSeq, a predicted model, not a curated record
AAUAUCUUGUGCUCGCUCUCGGAGAUUGUGGGUGUUGAUACCGGGCUCGCGGAGAGUCCUGCGUAUUGGGCACGUACUCUGCUUGUAACAGGGCUCGUCCCUCUGUAACCCGGACGGGGUCCUGGGGCUUCCGACUUCCUCUAGGGAGGCGAGUGAUGCUUGGAAGGUGCCCUGUUUUAUCCGGACGUUCUGCGUCAGAUUCUUUAGGAGACCUGGAAAUAUGAGCAACAAGAAACUAAGACGAGUGGGUUUAUCUCCAGAGCUGUGUGACCGUUUAAGCAGAUAUCAGAUUGUUAACUGUCAGGACUUUUUACGUCUUUCCCCCCUAGAACUUAUGAAAGUGACUGGCCUGAGUUAUAGAGGUGUCCAUGAGCUUCUGCACACAGUAAGCAGGGCCUGUGCCCCACAGAUGCAAACGGCUUAUGAGUUAAAGACACGAAGGCUUGCACAUCUCUCACCAGCAUUCCUAUCUACUACCCUUUGUGCUUUGGAUGAAGCUCUGCACGGUGGUGUGCCUUGUGGAUCUCUCACAGAGAUUACAGGUCCACCAGGUUGCGGAAAAACUCAGUUUUGCAUAAUGAUGAGUGUCUUAGCUACAUUACCCACCAGCCUGGGAGGAUUAGAAGGGGCUGUGGUGUUCAUUGACACAGAGUCUGCGUUUACUGCUGAGAGACUGGUUGAGAUUGCAGAAUCCCGUUUUCCACAGUAUUUUAACACUGAGGAAAAGUUGCUUCUGACCAGCAGUAGAGUUCAUCUUUGCCGAGAACUCACCUGUGAGGGACUUCUACAAAGGCUUGAAUCUUUGGAGGAAGAGAUCAUUUCGAAAGGAGUGAAGCUUGUGAUUGUUGACUCCAUCGCUUCUGUGGUCAGAAAGGAGUUUGACCUGCAGCUGCAAGGCAACAUCAAAGAAAGGAACAAAUUUUUGGGCAAAGGAGCAUCUUUACUGAAGUACCUGGCUGGGGAGUUUUCAAUCCCAGUUAUCUUGACGAAUCAAAUUACGACCCAUUUGAGUGGAGCCCUCCCUUCUCAAGCAGACCUGGUGUCUCCGGCUGAUGAUUUGUCCCUGUCUGAAGCAAUCAAAGGACGCCUUGCAGGAGUUGGUUGUCUGCCUCUACCAUGGGGAGCCCAGGGAUCACAUUCAGGCACUUCUGGACCCAGCUGUUUGGUAGCCGCACUAGGAAACACAUGGGGUCACUGUGUGAACACCCGGCUGAUUCUCCAGUACCUGGAUUCAGAGAGGAGGCAGAUUCUCAUUGCCAAGUCCCCUCUGGCUCCCUUCACCUCCUUUGUCUACACCAUCAAGGGGGAAGGCCUGGUUCUUCAAGGCCAAGAAAGGCCAUAGGGAUACUAUGACCUUUGUCUAGUGCUGAUGGGAUGUGAUUUGUGAAAUGAAACAGGACUGUGCCGCUUGGAAAAAGGAAACGGAAGCCAACAUAAUGAGGAUUAAUUGGUUGGUUGCUGUUGAGAUGGUAACAGUGAUUUCAGACCCGGAAGGGAAGGUGAAGACGAAGAAGCCCUUUGUGCAGUCUCGAGAUGUGGAGGGUGGGCUCCACCGCCGUGGGACUCCACUGUCCUCGUUGUCGGGCGUCAGCAACCAUAACAAUAAUUUGCACUUGCACAGCACCUUUCAACCAUGCACCUCAAAGUGGUUUAGCCACAUUAAUUAAUUAAAGCCCACAAUCCCCCUAGGGAGAGGAGGAGGGGGACUAACAAGAUUUGUAAUUACAGAAGGGAACAUUUCCGAAUAAAGUAUUGUCCAGCAAAUAAAAAGAAUAGGUGUACAACGAACCGGGGGUCUCCAAAGAGACUGAAUCACAAAUGAAAUAUUGAAACCAUGGGGGAAACUGAAGGCGGCCGUGGACAUGGGGGUCUGCUGUCGUGUCAGAGGGAGGUCGGUGGCCUCAGAACUCACUGACAGGCUCAGACCUCACUUCGAAGCAGAGCGUGCAUGGUAUUAGUGUUGUUUGGAAGGUCAUUAGUGGUGUAACUAUUGUAAGUAUAUUGUGCAUAGCCUUGCAGAACAAAGAGUAAGAUUCUUGCAGUAUUUAAUAAAGGAUGAAGUGAUUUCUUUAGAGCUGAAACCCAAAGCUGGGCCACUCAAUUAGCAAAUAAAUCAAUUGGUGACCCAUGGGGCAAUUCAGUCCUUUCCCUCCGAUGCCCAGCCUACCAGUUCCCACUGCCCCGAGGCUCCUAGCUGAAGUAUCAGAUUGAACUGAUUCAGUGUGCAACGUUUGGGAGGGCAGGCGCUUACGCCUCUUCAGAGUCAAAGUUUGAAUCUUCCCAGGGCUGGCAAGGUGGCUCAGCCUGCAAGGUUACUUGCCACUAUGCCUGACGACCUGAAUCCAAUACCCAGAGCCCACACCUCAGACAGAAAGAGCCGGCUCCCCAAGGAUGUCCACUGGCCUCUACACAUGCACAGUGCAUGUACCAAAAAGAACAGAAGACAGGGGAAGAGAAAGAAAAGAAAGAAUAAGUAUAAAAUGAUUUUAUUUUUAUUAAGACAUGGCCUCACUAGAUAGCCCUGGCCUGAAACUUACUGUAUAGACAAGGCUCUCUAAACCCCAUCUACUUCCUGAGUACUGGGAUCGAAGGCAUAUGCCACUGUGCCCAACUAUAAAAAGAAAAAAAAAUUUAACAACAAUCUUUCCAGCCUCUGGCAAUCUAUCAUCUAGGUUGAUAGUGACCCCAGACUGUAGAAUCACUUUGAGCCUGCUCCCCCUUCAGAGAUUUUAAAUUUCAUAGGAGCCAGAGUAAGGAUCAUAUCUUGCUCCCCGCCUCCCACUGCUGCGUGAAAGAGUGCUGUGCAAAAAUCGAGGUGAGGGCAGCACAGGCUGCCCCUGCCAAUAAGUUAGGAAUUGCUCAGUGGAUAACACUAUAAAGUGGGGCUGGAGAGGUGUCUCAGCAGUUAAGAACACUGACUGCUCUUCCAGAGGUCCUGAGUUCAAAUCCCAGCAACCACAUGGUGGCUCACAAUAGUCUGUAAUGGGAUCUGAUGCCCUCUUCUGGUGUGUCUGAAGAGAGCAACAGUGUACUCACAUAAAGUAAAUAAAUCUUAACAACAACAACAAAACAAUAUAAAGUAACAGAAGAUAGGCUCCCUU